UUAUAAGUUAUGACUGUUCUGUCUAAUAUUGACGAUAUAUCUAAUUCAAAACAGAGAUGCAACUCGUACAUUAUCAUUAAUAGCAUUGGUCAGUGUACAUAGUAUUGACUCUGGGGAUCUCGUGGUAGAUAUAGUAGAUUAAUAUUGUGAAAUCUAUUUCGUUUCUCUACUUUUGUUAUCAUUUAAAUUUUAAAUGUCUUCGGAAUGAACACACAAAAUGCAGGAUUUCAGUUGGAUGCAUCGGCUAGCAGCAAGGAACAUACUGAAAUGUUCCAUAAAAUGAUAUUAAGUCAAAUACAAGAAGACAAAGUACGAGAAUAUCGAGAAGCGUUCAAUUUGUACGAUAAAGACCAUGAUGGUGUUAUAUCUACACAUAAACUAGGUGUCAUACUGAGAUCUUUGGGACACAACCCAACGGAACUUGAGAUUCAAGAAAUGAUUGAUGAAGUCGAUCAUGACAGAACGGGUUCAGUUGAAUUUGAAGACUUUUUAGAGGUUGUGAUGAGUAAAGACCUCGAUGAAGAGGAUCACGAACUAGCCUUAAAAGAAGCGUUUAAAAUGUUUGACCGAGAUGGUAAUGGUUACAUUGACGCUGAUGAACUUAGAUUGUGUAUGAUGAAUCUUGGUGAGAAAUUAACAUUAGAUGAAGUUGAAGAAAUGAUCAAAGAAGUUGAUGUUGAUUACGACGGAAGGAUGAAUUACGAAGAAUUUGUGAAGUUGAUGUGCACAAAAUAUCCUUUGAUGUGAUAUUGUUUACAGCAAUGUGAUAGAAAUAUGGAAUAAAAAGGAAAAGUGCUCACCAGCCAAAUACUUCAACACUUUUAUUCAUGAUAUACGUGACCUAAGGUCAUUAAAAGUUGAACGUCAUCUGUGUUGUUCAUACACCCAACCGACAUAAGAAGUGCCAAACAGUGGGAGAUCUUAUGAAUUGUUUCAGUUUUAUGAAAUCGUAAAUCUGGAAAACAUCAAUAUACAUCUAUUAUAACGAACUAUCAGGGAAUGUGUUUCUUUAAUUGUGUUUGUGUGUGUGUUGCAUUCCAGUGCAGCAAAGAUUUGAAUAAGACAAUCUUCUUUUCUUCAUAUUGCUACCACGUAAUGCCUGUUCAUCUAUAUUAACUUUAUAUUGCCAUUUCGCAACAUGAUGAAUGUUAAUGUGUAUAUAUGAAAAUUUAUGCAAGUUGAGCAGAUGCGCACAACUGAAGUAAGAAUAAAAUAUUACAUGUUUGGUUCGAA
Messenger RNA from Mytilus californianus (California mussel), 1233 nucleotides. Its product is annotated as calmodulin-beta-like. NCBI's taxonomy places the organism in Eukaryota, Metazoa, Mollusca, Bivalvia, Mytilida, Mytilidae. The transcript has 5 exons. The record is from RefSeq and is a predicted model, not a curated record. Bases 205 to 747 code for a protein of 180 amino acids. Gene Ontology annotation, molecular function: calcium ion binding; enzyme regulator activity.